AUGGCACCGUCUGGAGAACUGGUCGCCCUUGUGACCGGGGCGAACGGCGUCACCGGCGACUAUCUGAUCCAGCAGCUUGCCUCGGAGCCUCACUGGACCAAAAUCAUUGCAACUUCGCGCCGACAACCAUUCCGGCUCCCAAAGGACCCCCGGGUGGUAUUUGGCCAGGCAGACCUCAACUCGGACGUGGCCUCGAUCUCACAGGCACUCCGGGACAUGGGUGCCACCAAAGUGACACAUUUCUUUCACAUGGCAUACAUCCACCAUGACGCAUUCGAGAAGCAAUACGAAUACAAUGUCAAGUUUUUCAUCAAUAUCCUGACCGCGGUAGAUGACAUCAACAAAGACUCACUCCAACGUGUCGUGCUCCAAAACGGGGCCAAAUAUUACGGCUUUCACUUUAAAGCACCGCCCAAGGAGCCCGUCACCGAAGACCUCGGCCGACUCGGGCUCGAGGGCCCGCCCAACUUUUACUACCCCCAAGAAGACUUUAUGUUUGAGCUGCAGAAACACAGGAAGUGGACCUGGUCGACGACGCGUCCAUUCUUGAUCAGUGGGUUCAGCUUUGGUAGCGGACAGUCAUUUACGUGCACGGCCGCCCUGUACUUUACCAUGCAAAAGUAUCUCGGCGAGCCGGCGGUAUUUUCUGUGCCAACCGAGGGCGAAGGAUGCUACGAGAAGCGACAGGACUUCUCCUCGGCGGCGAACAUCGCUGCCUUCACAACUCAUCUUGCCCUCCAUCCAAACGCCCAAAACCAAUCGUACAACAUUGUCGAUGCGGAUCCCAAGGGACUCACGUUCAGGGAGAUUUGGGAAAGUAUGGGUCAGUACUUUGGGGUUCCGGUGACGACCAGAGCCGGAUUCGACAUUGAGGCCGAUAUCGAAUCGAAGCUGAAGCGUGGUGUGUGGGAGGAUUUGGUGGCGAAGCACGGGGGGGACAAGGACGCUUGCGAGAAGUUCGCGACGUGGUCCUUUUUCGGAUGGAUCAUGAGAUACGCCACCUGGGGCUCUUCGGUCAGUAUGGACAAAGCCACACGGGAGCUUGGUUGGACAACCCGCUUCGACACGAGAAAAGACUUGUGCAAAAUAUUCGACACAAUGAAAUUGGAAGGUGUGGUCCCCCAGCUCUAG
Fonsecaea nubica is the source of this 1131-nucleotide messenger RNA. RefSeq lists its product as hypothetical. The record is from RefSeq and is a predicted model, not a curated record. The transcript is spliced from 2 exons. Bases 1 to 1131 code for a protein of 376 amino acids. NCBI's taxonomy places the organism in Eukaryota, Fungi, Ascomycota, Eurotiomycetes, Chaetothyriales, Herpotrichiellaceae.